Messenger RNA from Brassica napus (rape), 1323 nucleotides. RefSeq lists its product as uncharacterized. The transcript has 2 exons. Lineage: Eukaryota; Viridiplantae; Streptophyta; Magnoliopsida; Brassicales; Brassicaceae. The record is from RefSeq and is a predicted model, not a curated record. The coding region runs from base 1 to 1323 and encodes 440 amino acids. Gene Ontology annotation, molecular function: zinc ion binding; nucleic acid binding.
AUGGGAGAUGAUGAUAGUUCUCAAGGAUAUGAUAAAGGUCUUGAGAUGAAGAAGGACAUACGAUGUCUGACGCUAUCAUCGACGAACUACACUGUAUGGUCCAUGCGAAUGAAAGUGAUGCUUCUUUUAUACGAUGUUUGGGAUACUAUUGAUCCAGGGAGCGAUGAUGCAAAGAAGAACAAUAUGGCGAUUGCUCUAAUCUUUCAAUCAGUCCCGGAAGCGCUAAUACUUCAGAUAGGAGAACAUGAUACAUCGAAGAAGAUUUGGGAAGCUAUCAAAUCCCGUAAUCUAGGUGAUGAUCGCGUGAGAGAAGCGAGGUUACAGACUUUGAUGUCUAAGUUCGACAAACUGAAGAUGACAAACACAGACACGGUGGAUGACUACGCAGGAAAACUUUCAGGCUUAGCAUCGAGAGCAGCCGCGUUAGGAGAGAUAAUGGAAGCAUCGAAGAUGGUAAAGAAGUUUCUGAAGGGACUUCCAAGAACGAAGUUCAUUCACAUCGUAGCUUCGUUAGAACAAGUGUUGGAUCUAAAUUCAACAGGGUUCGAAUAUAUUGUUGGGAGAUUGAAGGCUUUCGAAGAACGCAUAAAAGAAGAAACCCAAGAUGAAGAUCAGUCGAAGCUAAUGUUUGUGAAGGAUGAUACGCAAGUUAGUGGAAGCCAUAACAACUCGCGAGGAAGAGGCAGAGGUAGAGGUUAUGGUGGAAGAGUAAGAAGACGAGGAAGGUCUAAUGGUUCUGAUGGUCAUAACAAAGGAGGAGACAAAACCAAGAAGGACUACUUUAAGGUUAAAUGCUGGAGAUGUGACAAGAUGGGGCACUCGGUGUCACAUUGUCCUACACGACCAAGAGAAGAAGGUUCGAUCACGUUCAGCGGAAAAACAGGAGAGAGAAAAGCACUCAAAGAUAUCUACUACAUCCCAAGUCUUAAACACAACAUCAUAAGUCUUGGACAAGCAACCGAGAUGGAUUGUGAGAUUAAUAUGAAAGAAGACUUACUGAUGCUAAAAGAUCCCUGUGGAAGGCUAUUAGUACAAGUCACAAGGCAACCAAACCGAUUGUACAAGACGCCAAUGGAGGUUGAAUAUCCGAAGUGUCUUCAAAUACAAGAAACUGAUGUUACAUGGAUAUGGCAUGCGCGGCUAGGACAUGUGAACUUUGGAGUCAUGAAAAAUAUGGUAGACAAGGAGAUGGUAGUAGGGAUGUCUCAGGUGAUACACGAGAAAGAUGUGUGCAACGCCUGCUUAGUUGGGAAGCAAACUCGGAAGUCUUUCCCGCCUAAAGCAAAGUAUCGAGCAUCACACGCAUUAGUUGGUACAUGGUGA